AUGGGAUUGGCCGGCCUUGUUGAGCGCGCAAGGCUCCCUUACGUCUCGCAAUGGAUUAAUGAUGAUAUUCGUCCCGUGGAGGCUGCCAGGCGAACAUGGGGCUUCUGGACCUUUCAUAAUUACUGGCUGCUGAUCAACUGCAACAUUGCAACUUUCCUCACGGGAAGCGCACUGAUACCCCUGGGCCUCAAUUAUUGGCAGGCUAUUAUUGCCAUUAUCAUCGGAAAUAUCAUUGCCACCACUGCAAUUGUCAUCAGCUCACUGUCGGGAGCCUACUAUCACAGUAAUUACCCUCCUCGCGUGCCUCACCAAAAGAACUUCAGUGUGUUGAUCAGUUUCUCUGCAGUUGGCUUUUCUGUGUACAGCCGUGCCGUCUGGGGCAUGUGGGGGUCUCAAUUUGCGAUUUGGAACCGUAUAUUCUUGUGUCUUGGUAUGUUGUACGGCUUUCAGUCAUGGGUUGGCGGCCAAUGUUUCGAGCUCAUCUUGCUCUCGUGGGAUCCCAACUAUGAGUCUCACAUCCCCAACCACAUGCCUGCUUCGACGGGCAUGACCACGGCCCAAUUUGUGUCGUACAUCAUCUUUUUCAUCAUCAGCCUUCCAUUCGUAUGGAUCAAGCCGCACCGUCUGCAGAAAUUCUUCUACUUCGCCAGCGCGGUGACCAUGGUAUUCUUCGUAGUGCUCUUGAUUUGGGCUUUGGCAACCAUGGGCCACGGAGGUUUUGGUGACACCAUUGACUCAGCGACCACGAUUCCCAAGACCGGUGGCCCGGGCAGUCUCGCCUGGCUCAUGAUAUAUGGAAUCAUGUCCACCGUUGGUUCCAUUGCCGCCGGUAUCUUGAACCAGAACGACUUUGCGCGUCUGUCGAGGAAGCCGAUGGAUGCCGUCUGGGGCCAGCUCAUCCCAUACGGCGUGUACAGCAUCCUGACAUCGGUCAUUGGCAUCUUGGUUGUCGGAGCCACGCAGCGGAGAUUCGAUGGAGAGGCCGUCUGGAACCCACCGACCAUCUUUGUUCGCCUAUUGGAAAAGGACAACAGCCCGGGGACCCGCGCCGCGCUCUUCUUUGCGGGGGUUGCCUUGUGCAUCUCGCAAAUCGGCAGCAACGUGCCCGGAAAUGCGCUGGCCGGCGGCAUCGACCUGUCGUCGGUGUUCCCGCGAUACAUCAACAUCCGCAGAGGCGCCUACAUCACGGUGAUGCUGAGCCCGAUUGUCAACCCCUGGCAGCUGGUCAACACGGCGACGACGUUCCUGUCGGUGCUGUCUAGCUACGGCGUCUUCCUGGCGCCGAUGACGGGCAUGAUGUUUGCCAACUACAUCUUUGUGAACAAGCGCAAGGUCAAGGUGGACGAUCUGUACCACGGCCACAGCGGCAGCAUAUACUGGUACAAAUAUGGCAUCAACUUUCGUGCCCCCAUUGCAUGGGCCGUGGGGGUUGCUCCAACCCUGCCCGGCUUUAUCGCGGCCGUCAACCUGUCCGUGUCGCUGCCCGCCGGCAUGACGGAGCUCUAUUUCCUCAACUACCUGUACGGGUUUCUGUCCAGCGCCGUCGUUUAUGCGCUGCUCCACUGGAUCUUCCCAGCCAGGGACGUUGAUGAUUUUGUCAAGAAUGCCCCCAGCGCCAGGGAGGUCCAGCGGCAUUACACAGACCGCUGGGAGGUGGAUCUGUCCCAAGCAGGCCACAUCCUGUCAGACGACGACGGCUCGGGAAUUACGCAUCUGGACGUCAACACAAAGCAUGAGCCCACUGCCGUAUUUUGA
This is a messenger RNA of Trichoderma gamsii, 1755 nucleotides long. RefSeq lists its product as hypothetical. Gene Ontology annotation, molecular function: nucleobase transmembrane transporter activity. The transcript has 6 exons. NCBI's taxonomy places the organism in Eukaryota, Fungi, Ascomycota, Sordariomycetes, Hypocreales, Hypocreaceae. The record is from RefSeq and is a predicted model, not a curated record. Gene Ontology annotation, biological process: nucleobase transport; transmembrane transport. The coding region runs from base 1 to 1755 and encodes 584 amino acids. Gene Ontology annotation, cellular component: plasma membrane.